This is a messenger RNA of Penicilliopsis zonata CBS 506.65, 1674 nucleotides long. RefSeq lists its product as hypothetical. The transcript has 3 exons. NCBI's taxonomy places the organism in Eukaryota, Fungi, Ascomycota, Eurotiomycetes, Eurotiales, Aspergillaceae. The record is from RefSeq and is a predicted model, not a curated record. Bases 1 to 1674 code for a protein of 557 amino acids. Gene Ontology annotation, molecular function: 2 iron, 2 sulfur cluster binding; flavin adenine dinucleotide binding; oxidoreductase activity, acting on NAD(P)H. Gene Ontology annotation, cellular component: cytoplasm.
AUGGCGCAAGAAUUCAGGCUCAAGGACAUCUCAUCUUUGACAGACAUCAAAGAGUUUGACAAGGUCGAGUCCGAGGUGGAGGGCGUGCAGGAUGGCAAGGUCCUGGUCCUUAAGUUUGACGGGCAGGUCCAUGCCAUGAGCCCCAAGUGCACCCAUUACGGCGCUCCGAUGAAGCUUGGGGUGGUUUCGCCGGAUGGACGCAUCACUUGUCCUUGGCAUGGAGCUUGCUUCAACAUCUAUACUGGCGAUGUGGAAGAUGCACCAGCCCCAAAUGCCCUGAACAAGUUUGAGGUCUACGAGAAGAACGGCGCGGUGUAUAUCAAGGGAGACGAGUCCGCCAUCAAAUCUGGUCAACGAGACCCGGUGUUUAAAUGCAGUGCUUCGGCGCCAGACAGAGUGGUCAUUGUUGGAGGUGGAAGCGGAACUCUCGGUGUGAUCCAGGCAAUUCGCGAACUGAAGUACAAAGGAGCAAUCACGAUCAUCUCGACGGAACUCAACAUCAUUAUUGACCGGACCAAGCUUUCCAAAGCGCUAAUCCCUGACCCUAAAAAGAUCGAAUGGCGCCCCAAGGAGUGGUACGAUGCAGCGUCGAUAGAAACCAUUUCCGACGAAGUGACCUCGGUGGAUUUCUCGGGCAAGAAGGUUUCUACCAAGUCCGGCAAGACCGUCCCAUACUCGAAGCUGGUUCUUGCCACGGGCGGUAUUCCUCGCACUCUACCCUUGCCUGGGUUCAAGGACUUGGGGAACAUCUUUCUUCUACGCUUCAUCACGGACGUGCAGAACAUCCUGCAGGCCGUGGGCGACAAGGGCAAGAAGAUCGUCGUCAUCGGUAGUUCCUUCAUUGGAAUGGAAGUCGGCAAUGCCCUAUCCAAGGAGAACCAGGUCAGCAUUGUCGGAAUGGAAUCGGCCCCCAUGGAGCGCAUCAUGGGCGACCAAGUCGGCCGCAUCUUCCAGCGCAACCUCGAGAAAGCCGGUGUGCAAUUCUACCUGAACGCCUCCGUGGCCAAGGCAACCCCGUCAGAGUCCGACUCUAGUGUAGUCGGCGCCGUGCACCUGCAGGACGGUACUGUCCUCCCUGCGGACCUGGUCAUCAUUGGCGUCGGAGUCCGCCCUGCCACGGACUUCCUGCGGGGUAACCCAGCCAUCCAGCUGGAGAAAGACGGCUCUAUCAAGACGGACGAGUUCUUUGCCGUGCCCAGUCUGCAGAAUGACGUCUACGCCAUCGGUGAUAUCGCGACGUACCCGUAUCACGGACCCGGCACCGAUCCGGGGACGGGCACCUACACGCGCAUCGAGCAUUGGAACGUGGCGCAGAAUGCCGGCCGGGGCGUCGCCCGCGCCAUCGUCCACAGCCUCUCGUCGUCGCAAAAACUGCUGAAGCCCAAACGCUUCAUCCCCAUCUUCUGGUCUGCCCUCGGCGCCCAGCUGCGCUACUGCGGCAACACUCCUAACGGAUGGGACUCGCUCGUGAUGAAGGGGGAGCCUGAGAACGCCAAGUUUGUCGCGUACUACUGCAAGGGUGAGACCGUCGUCGCCGUCGCGACCAUGGGCAUGGACCCUAUCAUGACCAAGUGCUCCGAGCUGAUGAGGCGGGGCAACAUGCCUACCAAGUCCGAGAUAGAGGGCGGGGUGGAUGUUCUGGCUGUGGAGGUGCCAAAAAAUGUUACUAUUUAA